AUGGCCGCCGCAACCUCAAAAGCAAUCCUUCAGCUCCACCACAACCACCACCACCAUCCCGCCACCGCCACCAAAAAUGGGCUCUCCAUAUCAUCAAUCCAUGCCUAUCAAAAUUCCCCUUUUGAAACUCACCCAAGUCUAAAACCUUCCAACAAGGGCAUUAAACUGGCUGAAUCAUUGUCUAACCUGUUACAUCUGCACAUUGAAAGAAACCUUAAUCAUCAUCCUUCGAACGUACCAAGAAUUGAAGAUAAGCACGAUACUCCAACAAUGUCUCCUAAGGAAGAUAUAUCGAAAAAAUGGCAAGAAAUUCAUGGUUCUAAUGACUGGAAUAAUCUUCUUGAUCCACUUCAUCCUUGGCUUAGAAGAGAAAUAGUCAAAUAUGGAGAUUUUGCACAAGCAACCUAUGAUGCAUUCGACUUCGAUUCGUUCUCUGAGUAUUGCGGAAGCUGUCGGUACAAUCAAAGAAAACUUUUCGGAAAGUUAGGCCUUACCGGAAGUGGUUAUAAGGUCACAAAAUACUUAUACGCUAUGUCGAAAAUAGAUUUGCCUAAAUGGUUGGAAAGAUCAAGAUUUGCUGAUACUUGGAGCAAAGAUUCAAACUGGAUUGGGUUUGUGGCAGUGAGCGACGAUCAAGAAACACGACGAAUUGGACGACGUGACAUUGUUGUGGCAUGGCGUGGUACGGUCGCACCAUCGGAAUGGUACGAUAAUAUGCAGAGGAAAUUAGAGCCAAUUGGACAAGGAGAAGCGAGAGUGGAACAUGGGUUUCUUAGUAUGUAUACAUCUAAGAGUGAGUCCACUAGGUACAAUAAGUCUAGUGCCUCAGAAAAAGUCAUGAGAGAAGUGAAGAAACUAGUGAAUUACUACAAGGGAAGAGGUGAAGAAGUUAGCCUAACGAUCACAGGCCAUAGUCUCGGUGGUGCAUUGGCACUUCUUAAUGCGUACGAAGCUGCAAAAAAUUUCCCCGGCCUUCCGAUCAGUGUCAUAUCAUUUGCAGCACCCCGAGUAGGCAACAUUGCCUUCCGGGACGAACUUUAUCAAAUGGGUGUCAAGACUUUACGCUUGACAAUAAAUCAAGAUGUCGUCCCAAGAAUGCCAGGUAUAGUAUUCAACGAGAGUCUACAAAGGUUUGAUGAUAUUACGGGUACAUUGGAGUGGAUAUACACUCACGUGGGAGUAGAACUGAAACUCGAUAUAAGAUCAUCUCCAUAUCUAAAGAAAGGGAUGAAUUUAAUGGGAAUUCAUAUGCUCGAAACAUAUCUUCAUUUAGUCGAUGGAUUUCUCGACAGCACAACGACAUUUAGAUCAGAUGCUAGAAGGGAUGUUGUAUUGGUGAAUAAAGAUUGCAACAUGCUUGUGGAUGAAUUGAGAAUUCCUCAUAAUUGGUACCAAUUGGAAAAUAAGGGACUUGAACGUAAUUUCCAUCGGAGGUGGGUUAAACCUACUAGGGAUCCAGAGGAUAUACCCUCACCUACAGUUGAGUCAUACAGUAAUGUACUUGAACCUACGAACAUAAUGCUUCAUUUAGAAAGUCGCAAAGAAUUGCAACAAAACUGUUGA
Molecule: messenger RNA, 1563 nt
Organism: Fraxinus pennsylvanica
Lineage: Eukaryota; Viridiplantae; Streptophyta; Magnoliopsida; Lamiales; Oleaceae
Source: the annotation of a GenBank genome assembly